Messenger RNA from Penicillium lagena, 1431 nucleotides. Its product is annotated as FAD-binding oxidoreductase. The coding region runs from base 1 to 1431 and encodes 476 amino acids. The record is from RefSeq and is a predicted model, not a curated record. NCBI's taxonomy places the organism in Eukaryota, Fungi, Ascomycota, Eurotiomycetes, Eurotiales, Aspergillaceae. The transcript is spliced from 2 exons. Gene Ontology annotation, molecular function: FAD binding; oxidoreductase activity.
AUGGGGAACAUCCCCAGUAUCCCCGGCCACGACUGUCUCCUCAAGGCAGUCGGCCACAGCACAGACCUAGUAGCCUUUCGAGGCGAUCCAUUCUUCCAAUUCCAUGCUCUGCCACUCUACAACUUGAAUCUGCCCGUGGCUCCUGCCGUGAUCACGUACCCGAAAACGACGGACCAGGUCGCUGCGAUUGUGCGAUGCGCUGCGGAUCACAACUACGAGGUCCAAGCCUACAGUGGUGGUCACAGCUAUGGUAACUAUGGCCUGGGUGGAUCCGAUGGCGCGCUUGUGGUCGACCUGAAGCACUUCCAGCAGUUCUCCAUGAACAACGAUACCCAUGUCGCGACAAUUGGUGCCGGUACACUCCUCGGCGAUGUUCAGACGCGUCUUCACGAUGCAGGUGGUCGUGCAAUGGCCCAUGGAUCUUGUCCUCAGGUAGGCUCGGGUGGUCACUUCACCAUUGGCGGACUCGGCGCCAUGUCCCGGGAAUGGGGCACCGCCCUCGACCAUGUCCUGGCGGCGGAAGUUGUGCUGGCCAACGCGAGCAUUGUCUGGGCCUCGGACACGCAGAACCAAGAUGUCUUUUUCGCUAUCAAGGGUGCAGCCGCCAGUUUCGGGAUCGUCACCCAGUUCAAAGUUCGCACGCACCCCGAGCCCACCGAGGCCGUUCAGUAUGCAUUCACGUUCAACUUGGGUACCACCGCUGCCAAGGCCAGCCUCUUCAAGGACUGGCAGAGACUGAUAUCGCAAGAUAAUCUCACCCGCAAGUUCUCGAGCGAGCUCGUCCUCUUCGGAGGAGGCGUCCUGGUGUCUGGCACUUUCUUCGGAUCUCAAGACGAGUGGAACGCCUUCGAGCUGGAGAAACACUUCCCCAUCAGCAACUCAGGGAAUGUGGCGCAUCUGACAAACUGGUUAGGUAUGCUAAGCAGCGCAGCAGAGAAUCUCAUCUUACAGAUCGGAGGCGGCAUUCCGCAGUCCUUCUAUGCCAAGUCGAUGUCUUUCACACCCGACACGCUCAUCCCUGACGCCGGUGUGGAUGCUAUGUUUCGCUUCAUAGACACGACUGCCAAUGGAACCAUUGCGUGGUUCGUCAUCUUCGACCUGGAGGGUGGUGCGACGAAUGAUGUCCUGGUGAAUGCCACCGCGUAUGCCCAUCGUGAAACCAUAAUGUGGAUGCAGUCUUAUGCGAUCAACUUUUACCAGCCCAUUCCAGAGACAACGAAAAGCUUUCUCAAUGGUCUGAGCGACACCAUUUCUUCUGCUCGCCCCGGAACUUUCUUCGGGUCGUAUCCGGGGUAUGUGGAUCCAUACCUGGAAAACCCCCAGAACGCAUACUGGGGUACAAACCUAGACCGGCUGCAGCAGAUCAAGAUGGCUAUUGAUCCACACGAUAUCUUCCACAACCCGCAGAGUGUUCCGGUGGUUUCGAAGUAG